Molecule: messenger RNA, 4169 nt
Organism: Dicentrarchus labrax (European seabass)
Lineage: Eukaryota; Metazoa; Chordata; Actinopteri; Moronidae
Product: RING finger domain-containing protein
Exons: 2
Coding region: 2482-3132 (216 amino acids)
Biological process (GO): protein ubiquitination
Molecular function (GO): ubiquitin protein ligase activity
Source: RefSeq, a predicted model, not a curated record
CACACCUCCUCCACGUACACAAUCAACAGUGUUAGUAUUGUAAUUGUGCUAUGGCAACACAUGGCAAAUGUCAAUAAAGCUUAUUGGAUAGGAUUUUUUAUUUUAUUUAUUUUUUUAAACGUAUUACUGCCAGGUGCAAGCUGAAGCAAGACAUUAUAAAAUGUUCUAUUCAUUAGACAUGAAGUGUCCCUGUUAAGGUUUAAAAAAACCUAAUUUAAGAGUUCCCCUAUUUAAUCUAACAUGCCCUCACUGAUACUCCAGUGUGUGUGUGUGUGUGUGUGUGUGUGUGUGUGUGUGUGUGUGUGAAGUGAUGUCAUGUCAUGUCAUGUCAGCCCUUCCCACUCCAUGGUGGUAAUCCCCAGACAACCCUCUUCCUAUCAGUUGUUUCUCCUUUCAUGGUGAUUUCCGCUGAAACGUUGGCCAACAACCAGACUCUCUCUCUGAUAGAGAGAGAGAGAGAGAGAGAGAGAGAGAGAGAGAGAGAGAGAAACAGAGUGUGUGUGUGUGUGUGUGUGAUGAGUGAGUUGUGAGUUACAGUCUUUCGUUAAUGUUUUCCUUGCAGGCCUUCCCGCUUUCUCAUCCAGCAUUUAACUUACUGUAAGUGUGUAAAGUCAUGUAAGAAAAAAGGAGGAAAAUCACUUGGCUCUGCAAGGUCAGGAGUAUGUCUGAGCCAUUCUUUUAAUCAUUUAUAGUAUAUUCUGUUAUAGUAAAGGGACUUAUGAAGUCAAGUCAAUAUUUUAGAUUGCUCCAAAAUGAACACUUAAAGGAUACGGGUUCACAGUUUUCAAGUUUAUCUUUAAACAACACCGAGGUGCUCAAAUGUACAAUAAAACAGUUUUUUGGUUGCUGUAAUUUUUCCUCCUGUUUAUAAUGGGACAGAAUCUGGAGUCACUGUGGAAUUUGACCCCAUCAUCUUAAACCCCUGGACAAAAAAACCCCACUAACAUCUGCCUCUUGUCUUCACUCUUCUGUAGUCAUGUAGUCAGGUAUUUAUCGGCUCCUGCAGUGACGGAAACAUAAAACCUGAGUUGAGACACUAUUUUUCGCUCCUUUUGUGGCACCAUUCAAAAACUGCAGUUCCUCGAAUGGCCACUUGAGGCUGUCAUCAGAAGUAUACGUAUUAAAACGUCCAACUUUACAGCGGAAAUAAACAUGUUUACAGGAUGGUACUAAAACAGUUUUGGUCUCUUAAGCUAAUUGUCUUAAAUUAUAUUCAGGCUUAAAUGUAUGCAUAAUUAAGGGCCUGGCCACUUUAAGUCUGGUUGUUACUUUGCAACUUUCUCAACUUUUUGGUAAAAUCUUUAAAACUUGAUUGUUUAGUUUCAGGCAUUAGAGGAACUCAAGUUAACCAAUUAUCCCAUUAAUUGGUUUUUCAUAGUGAAGGUCUUAUUGGUUUUAAUCACUUAGUUUAUUCAGACUAAAAAUAGCACAGUUGGCAUCUACAACAUCUGUACAGGACAAGCUGGUAACAAGGAAAUUGUUCAUCAGGGUGUAACAGAUACUGUAGUACAGGUUAUGUGACUUAAUUUACAUGUCAAUAAUUCACCUGUUUACACCUCAUGAGAACAUCAUGUACUCUGAACGCACACAACUGUUCUGUCCCUAAAACUCAUUUACUUUUACUAGAUUGUGACGCCCACUAGAAUUUAAAAAAGUGAUUUUUUUUUUGUAACUGUGUCCACUUUUAAUGUAGAAAAAAAAUGAAAGGAUGUUAAUAAUUACACCCUAAUCCACAAGUUGCCAUUUACAAACCUCUACAUGCUGACUGUGUGGAAGCAUAAUAACAUAAUAUGUAAGUAGAGUAGAGUAAGUCGGGAUCAAGACACUCCAAUCUGUCAUUUUCUGCCUUGUGUGUCCUGGUUACCUUCACAUCACCAAGGGUUUAAUUACUGCUGAGCAAACCACAGAGAUGCCUCAUGGGGGACUAGACAGAGAGACGAGGAUGAGUAAAAUCAGGUGAGACGGAGCGAAAAACAGGAGCCUGCCAGUGAGCCAAUCUCAGACACGUAGCUGCAGAAUAUUAAGACAGAAACUUGAGUGGUUAGUGUGCCCGCAAGAGAGGGGAGGAAGACACUCUGCCAGGAUGAGAUCUGUACCAACAUGAGAAGGAGUAUGAACUGUGUGAGGGGAAGUACCUGGGUCGGAGGGGGGCAUCAAAGUGUGCUCUGAUCAAAGGAGUGUGUGGUGGUAAUUUCCUAACCUCCUUGACGCUCUGAGUGGAGCAGGCCAACACACACUACGAGUGGUUAAGUGGAUGAAUGCUGUGACUCAUGGGCUGAGGAAUCUGUUCAAAAAACUUAGAAGAAACAAAGCAGCAUCCCAGAGCAGAGCAGAUCAUUUAAACCUCUCCUGGAGCUGUCUUACAGAAGUACACUUCAAGUUGUUUUCUCUUUACAGAUUUCACCAUCUUCUGCUAAAUAUUCUUCCACAAGUUGUAGCACUGAGCUCCCAACUCCAUCCACUCACCCUCCCUCCCACACCAUGACAGGGGAUGUUAUCCCAGCUCCCCAGCAGGGGGACCAGGCUGCUGCAGCACCCGGCCCCAGCACCACCCCCGGGGAGCCCAUGGAUGUAGAAUGUCCCAUCUGCUACCAGGAGUAUAACCAGUACAAUAAAUGCCCUCGGAUGCUGGAGUGCCUCCAUGUUUUUUGCACUGAAUGCCUCCAGAGGAUCCAGCUCUGCCCCUGCGACCCCCCCAAUCCCCACGGCCCUCCAGCAAUCCCCUGCCCCCUGUGCCGCCACCUCACCCCUCUGGAGGCCGGGGACGCCCUCUCCUUACCCUGCAACUCCCGCAUCCUGGCCAGGCUGCCCCAAGUGGCCUUCCGCCUGCCUGUGGCCAUGGCCAAUCGCCUGGCCACGGUCACCCAGAGAGUGGUGCUCUCCCUGGAGGGCGAGAGCAGGGACACCCGCUUCAUCAUCCUGCCCACCGUGAGCCUGCGGGUGCAGCAGAUGCACCCGGACAGGCUAUACGGCACAGCGCCAGGCCUGGUGGGGGAAGAGGAAGUCAUACAGCAGAGCAAGAAGACGCUGUUCUGUGUGCAGCUGCUGGCCGUCAUCUUCUGGGUGCUGUUUGUGAUCACCUGUGUGGUCGGGGUGGUGUUUGGGCCACAUUUCUUAAACAGGAAACUGUGAGAGGAAACUGGAUUUUAUCUACUUUUUAUAAUAGCAGAUAUAGUUAUUGAUAGAAAAUCAUGAUGUAGGCUGCAGGAAAGCACUGUGAAAAAGUAGGUGGACAGUUUAGAGAAUAUACAUUAUUAUUUAUUUUAUGAAGAUAUUUUUGACCCCUGUGGUUGUUAUUCACCCUGUAGUUUUAGGGCCAACUCACCACCACCAUCAGUACCACCACUCACACCAAUCUGUCCUCACUGUACUGUAUGUGUUUGUUGCUCUUUUGUUAAAGAUAGACUGAUGAAGAGUUCCCUCUAGUGGUUUAUUUGGAGAUGUAAGAACUGAGAUUAAAAGGAUUUUAAAAGGAAAUGUGCUUUCUUUCUCCCAGGUUUCAUAAGAUUUUCUCUGAAUGUCUCUCCAAAUGCCAUGAACUGAACAAAGCUGCCUUAUAUAACAGAUGUACAUUUUGAAAAUAAAUAAAUUAGUGCGUUUGGAUAUUUAGAAGCUAUUUCUAGGAUAAGGAAUUUCAUUUUCUUAUCUGUUUAUAGGGUAAAGAAUUGAAUUACCUCCAGAAGUUCUCGUUCAACACAAUAGCGUCUUAUGUGGAUAACUUGGCAGACUGAGAUGAUGAGACUGACUGAGAGGAGUCAAUAGGUCAGAUUGGAUAAUUUAAUGGCUGUAAUGAUGCUAUUUAAUAGUAUAAUGAUAGAAAAGUGAUUGCAAGGCUUUCCUAAUGUAUCUCCUUUCUUCUUUAUUGGGUUGUUUAGAUCUUUUUUGUUCUUGUUAAUGGGGAUGGAAUAAUCGAUUUAACCCCAUGCCCCACUAUCAGAUACUUUUAGGAAACUACAACACAUCUUAUUCAUUAUAGAACUAAUAUUUGUGUAUUAGUGUACAAUCACAUACAAAAAGAGGAAAUUAAGAAAUGUAUGCACUCGUUCAUUGUUUGUACUUUGUCCUGAGGCUAUGGGGGGAGUAAGACUUUUACCUGACUACACUGAACUUAUGCAUUUAUAAACUGUAUUUAUUUAAAAUUAUGUUGUUUUAAAGGUUUGAUGAAGUUU